Messenger RNA from Aspergillus mulundensis, 1413 nucleotides. RefSeq names its product neutral amino acid permease. Gene Ontology annotation, biological process: amino acid transmembrane transport. Lineage: Eukaryota; Fungi; Ascomycota; Eurotiomycetes; Eurotiales; Aspergillaceae. Bases 1 to 1413 code for a protein of 470 amino acids. The transcript has 6 exons. The record is from RefSeq and is a predicted model, not a curated record. Gene Ontology annotation, molecular function: amino acid transmembrane transporter activity. Gene Ontology annotation, cellular component: vacuolar membrane.
AUGACUCAGAACGCUGAGUCGCCAGUCCCCUACGGCCACGAUGAAUCGGGCCCAGAGAAGAACGUGACGGCCGACGAGGCUGCUUUUCCACAAGACGAGAAGAAGGGGAACGAAACGAUGCCGCCUCCAUACACGCAGUCCCCGUACACGUCAGAUGCCUUUGGUGAUGAGGAGUUUGCUGAAGUCAAAUACAAGACUUUGAAGUGGUGGCAAUGCGGUCUGCUCAUGGUGGCCGAAACAGUGUCCUUGGGUGUCCUUUCGCUGCCUGCCGCCGUGGCAGGUUUGGGUUUCGUUCCAGCCAUUAUCAUUCUCGUUGCGCUGGGUCUCUUUGCGACAUACACAGGUUACGUCAUUGGACAGUUCAAGAACCGAUUCCCGCAUGUAACGAACAUGGCGGACGCGGGUGAGGUUGUGGCAGGAAAAUUCGGCCGCGAGUUCAUGGGCGUUGCGCAGAUGCUGUUCUUCGUCUUCGUCAUGGCGAGCCAUCUGCUCACGUUUACCGUGGCUAUGAACACCAUCACUGAGCACGGCACGUGCUCGAUUGUCUUUGGAGUUGUCGGAAUGGUCGUCUCGUUCAUUCUGUGCUUGCCUCGCACUCUGGAGAAGAUGUCAUGGCUCUCUCUAGUUUCAUUUAUCAGUAUCUUUUCGGCCGUCAUGAUUUGCAUGAUUGGUGUUGGCAUUUCUAAACCAGGAGUCAACAAUGUUGUAGCAGUCGUUGACACCGACCUCUACCACGGUUUCACUGCUGUGACUAACAUCGUCUUCGCCUUCUGCGGACACGCCGCUUUCUUCGGCCUCGCCGCCGAACUGAAAGACCCCCGCGACUUCCCUAAGGGUCUCUGCCUCCUCCAAGGAAUCGACAUCUGUCUCUACCUUGUCGCAGCUGUUGUAAUUUACCGCUACGGUGGUGCCGACGUCACCUCGCCCGCUUUGGGAUCUGCAAGCCCAAUUGUCAGCAAGGUCGCCUACGGCAUUGCCCUUCCUACUAUCCUCAUCGCCGGUGUUAUUUACGGCCACGUUGCCUCCAAAUACAUCUACGUCCGCAUUUUCCGCGGCACAGACCGCAUGCACAAGCGCGAUGCCGUCGCCGUCGGCUCCUGGGUCGCCAUUGCCCUUGGCCUCUGGAUCCUAGCCUGGAUCAUUGCCGAGGCGAUCCCCGUCUUCUCCAACCUCCUCUCCCUGAUCACCGCCCUCUUCGCCAGCUGGUUCACCUACGGCCUGUCUGGCAUCUUCUGGCUCUUCAUGAACAAGGGCCUCUGGUUCAAGAACUGGAAGAAGAUCUCCCUUACGCUCCUUAACCUGCUCGCUAUUGCAGUUGCCUGCGUGCUCUGUGGCAUGGGUCUCUGGGUGUCUGGCAAGGCUCUGCACGACAACCCGAGCUCGGCGAGCUUUUCGUGCGCGAAUAAUGCUUAG